UAGCAUUAUCCUUUCAUUUAUUGUAUCGUUAGGCUAUCUCCUAUGUUGAAGCAGUUUGUUAAAUGGACUUCACUUUCUUCAUCCCCUUGCUUCUUACCUCAUUUUUCUACUGAUAGCAAUUCAACCUUCAACAAAACUUUGAACAUCUCUUCCUUCAUUAAGGGAUCAAAAUUAGAUAAGAGGUGGAAUUUGGAUUCAAAAUGUAGUGCAAGAAGGAGAGCUGUAUAUGAAGAUGAAGAAGAGGAUGAAGAAUAUGGUUAUAAUGCAGAGAUAGCGAUGCUGGAGACAUAUACUCAAUCUGCAAGAAAUGAAGCUCUUCUUGUGAAAGCAAUGGUUGAUGAAGAGGAGGUUGAAGUCCUUAUCUUCAAGGUGAAAAAUUUUAUUCAAAUCAUGACCUUGGUUUCAGUUUUGGGAUUCUCAUCAUGUUUGAGCUAUGGGACUUCACCAGAUCCUUCAAGAAGUGUUCUUCCUGCAAGAGCAGAGAUUAAGUUCAUAGAUAGAGUUAAAGGGCCCUUUGAACCCUCCAAUAUAGAGUACAUUGAGAAAGGUUUGACAUGGGAAAUCUUCAAGAGCCGCCUCCAAUCAAAUUGAUUAUAAUGCAAGAAAGCAUAUAUCUAUCAACUUGUUAAUUUAUUUCAACUUCAGUAUCUUUUUCUUCCAUUCACUCUGUGCUUUUUUUUUCUUUUUUCUUUUUUCUUUUGUUGGGUUCUUCUCCAAGAAAAAUGUGCAAUAGUAUUGAGUCUACACAGUGGAUAUGGCUUAUUUAUUUGAAGCCAAGGAUCAGACUUGUGCA
Messenger RNA from Coffea arabica (coffee), 793 nucleotides. RefSeq lists its product as uncharacterized. The record is from RefSeq and is a predicted model, not a curated record. NCBI's taxonomy places the organism in Eukaryota, Viridiplantae, Streptophyta, Magnoliopsida, Gentianales, Rubiaceae. Gene Ontology annotation, cellular component: chloroplast.